Messenger RNA from Ciona intestinalis (vase tunicate), 1140 nucleotides. The record is from RefSeq and is a predicted model, not a curated record. NCBI's taxonomy places the organism in Eukaryota, Metazoa, Chordata, Ascidiacea, Phlebobranchia, Cionidae.
UUUUUUACUGUGCACUGUGUGCAGUUUGUUGUGUGGUUUGCUGUAAAAGUUUAAAUUUCGGCAAUUUAAGAAAAUGAAAAUUAUAGUUGCUGGAUUUGCAAAAACUGGAACAAAGUCCUUGACUGCAGCAUUGACAGAGUUGGGCUACGUUGUUUACGAUUAUUUGGAAAACUUCUCCUACUUAGGAGAUGAUUGGCAACGUAUUUUAACGAAGGGCGGCACGACAGAUGAUUUCCGUCGAAUGUAUGAUAAUGUAGAUGUCACUAUUGAUUCACCAGUGUACUUUUACUGGGAGGAAAUUCAUCGAGCUUUUCCAGAUGCUAAAAUUAUUCUCAGUAUCAGAGAUGAAGAUUCCUGGUUAAACAGUUUGAAAAAGCAAUCAGAUGAAAUUAGUAAUAAUACUGUGCUCCAUUUCAUGCAAACUUUAUCACCGACGGGAAGAAAAUUUUUUAAGUUUAGUCAGACGUGGGUGAUGGCUGUGUUUGGAAUAUUUAUGAAAUCACCUUUCCAUGAUAUUCCCUUUAACGAUAUGUUACAUCGUAUUACAUACAGACAACACAAUAAAUAUGUGUUGGGGACUGCUCCAAAAGAUAAAUUACUUGUAUAUAAGGUUAAGGAUGGUUGGAAACCUUUGUGUGAUUUUCUUGAGAAAGAAAUCCCAGAUAAACCCUUUCCUCAUAGAAAUAAGGGUGGGGCCUUUUUUGCAGAAAACAAACUUCAUCCAGCAUUAGUAAAAAUGCAUCGUGAAAUGUUGUUGUCUGGUGCUGCCCUUUUUACACUUGGUGCUUUGGGAUUUUACCAAGCGUAUAGGUAUUUUUCCUAAAAUAUAAUUUGUUUCAUCCUACAACAAAUCGUGCUUUAACGUUACAGUUUUUAAAAAGUAAAUAUGCAACAUUCAUAUUUUAAAGCUUAAGAUGUGCGUGUGUGUAGUGAAUUUGCCAAUAUUUUACUCAUGUUAGAACUUGCAAUACCCAUUAUUUUUAAUAAUAAAUUGCAGUUUAUAAUUGUUUCCCUAAUUUUGUAAAGGAGGGUGCUUGUAGAAUCUACCUUUUUUCGCCAAUGUUUUACUGUAAUCAGCAUUACUCAUUAUAAAUUAUUAACCAAUUGUUUAUUGAUCAUUUGCAAAUUUUAUUUAUAUAG